GUUGUAAGCUGAAUCAAAUCGAGCUGGCUAAAAUAAUUCGAGCGCAAUUGUAAAUUAUUUUUGUGAGAUUUUGUUUAAAGCGCUAUGGCGGCAACCGUAGAGGAGGAAUCCACAGCGAAGACAGCCGUUACGAACGAAGAGGAUCCACUUGGAGAGGAGCGACUCGGCUAUGUGCGAGAAGUUGGCGCGCAGGCCGUUUGGAGCUUGUCCUCCUGCAAGCCAGGCUUUGGCGUUGAGCGAUUGCGAGACAACAUAAUGGAUACAUACUGGCAGUCGGAUGGUCAAUUGCCACAUUUGGUCAACAUACAAUUUCACAAGCGAACGAACAUCAGCCAGAUAUAUAUAUACACCGAUUACAAGCUGGACGAGAGUUACACACCUUCUCGCAUCUCCAUACGAUCCGGGACGAACUUCAAUGAUCUGCAGGAGCUGCAAGUAAUUGAUCUGACCGAGCCGAACGGUUGGGUCCAAAUACCCAUCAAGGAUGGCAAUGUGAAAUCCCUGCGCACCUUCAUGCUCCAGAUUGCCGUCAUUUCGAAUCAUCAGAACGGUCGGGACACACACAUGCGACAGAUUCGUGUCCACGCCCCCUGUGGCGGCGAGGGCAAACAUUAUCCUUUGGAGCUAUUUGGCAAAUUCGGUUCUGUUGACUUCCAAAAAUUUGCUACCAUACGUUAAUUAAAUAUGUGUACAAAUAGGUUAACUAGCAAUUAUACAUCCUCAAUUUGUCUCUAUUGUGUACUUAAAUUAAGUUUUCUGAAAUACAAAUAUUCUGUGGAA
This is a messenger RNA of Drosophila grimshawi, 780 nucleotides long. It is a transcript of the gene APC10, whose product is annotated as anaphase-promoting complex subunit 10. The record is from RefSeq and is a predicted model, not a curated record. Gene Ontology annotation, cellular component: anaphase-promoting complex. The transcript has 2 exons. Bases 85 to 678 code for a protein of 197 amino acids. Gene Ontology annotation, biological process: anaphase-promoting complex-dependent catabolic process; protein K11-linked ubiquitination. NCBI's taxonomy places the organism in Eukaryota, Metazoa, Arthropoda, Insecta, Diptera, Drosophilidae.